Messenger RNA from Electrophorus electricus (electric eel), 3925 nucleotides. It is a transcript of the gene niban1b, whose product is annotated as niban apoptosis regulator 1b. NCBI's taxonomy places the organism in Eukaryota, Metazoa, Chordata, Actinopteri, Gymnotiformes, Gymnotidae. The record is from RefSeq and is a predicted model, not a curated record.
UCUUUAGAGUCACGGCAAGCGGAGCGCUCUAGAAUUACUGACUGGAAUAAAAUCGAUCUAACGGAAGCAAAGGACACACACGGAACCGUUAAGAGAAACCAUUCUUCAAAAUGGGAGUAUCUUCCUCCAGUCUUUUAGACGAAAGUAAAUCUAACUACAUUAGAGGACGGACGGAGGCGGAGCUGAAGAACUUCAGCCCCCACUAUAGGAGUCAGUACAGUGUGGCUUUCUUCUCCCAGGUGCAGGAUGAGGUGGAGCAGCAGCAGACAGGCCAGACUCAACUCCUCAAACAGAAGGAGGCUGGCCAGGCCUUGGAUGUGGUAUACAAGGAUUCCGUGCUGCACUACGAUGACAGCCGCAAAUGGAAGGAGAGGUUCGUGGUGGUCCGUGCAGACUACAGCCUCGAGCUCCACGACAACCAGGAGUCUUUCACGAAAGGAGCUCCUGCGCGUCACGUACUCCUUCCGACAGGAGGCACUGUGCUGACCUCAGAGGAUAAAUAUUCUGCCCUGGUGGACAAGGCCUUCCCUGACCUGAACAGCUCCAAAGAGGAGGCUCCAUCGCCCAUGGUGACAGUGCCGGGUCCAUUCCCUGUGUAUUUGAGGUUGCCCUACAGGAGAGACUCCUACUUCAGCUUCCAGCAGGAGGAGAAGCAGACCCGCUUCGUGUCAGUCCUGUCUGACUGCAUUCGUCACCAGAACGGCGAUUAUCUGAAGAAGACAACGUGUGAAGUCCAGGCCUUCCUGAAUGCCAUUCUUUUCUACAGACAGGAGAAAGGCCACUAUGAAUCGUGGGAGAUGUUGGUGGGCAGAGAUGUUCAGGUGCUGGCCAACCUGGUGAUGGAGGAGCUCUUGCCUUCCCUGCAGACGGAGCUACUGCCCAGGCUGAGAGGGAGGAAGGCAGAGAGGAAGCGUGUGUGGUUUGCGACAGUGGAGGCUACCUAUGAGCUGGUCCAGGAGCAGUUGAGGGUGGGGCUCCUGGCACUGAAGGAAGAAUGCAGCAUGGCAGUUAAACAGAAGGAGGGGCUCAUCCGCUCUGACAUGGAUCAGAUCACCAGCUCCUGCACCUUCCUGAAGACCAAACUGCAAGGACUGGUCUCAGAGCCAGCGAUGAAGUUCUGCUCCGAGAGUAUAGUACCAUAUCUGGCAUCCAUCCUGGAGGAGCUGAUGGGGCCAGUAAGCUCAGGCUUCGAGUCUGUGAGGCAACGCCUGGAUGCCGAGUUGACCCGUGUCUGCAGGGACUUCCCCUCUGAAGGGACUCCAGAAGAACUCUCUAAGGCUUUGGCUGAGGUGGGCCAUAGCCAGCUGGAGGACUGUUACCAGCAUGUGACCGUGCUGAAGGAACAGCUGCAGGAACUCCGGAAUCGCUUCAAGUUCUCCAACUCCACGCUGCUAGUGCACAGCACCCAAAGCCACAUGCAGCAGCUGAUGGAGAAUGCUGUAUACACAUUUGAGAUGCUGCUCCAGUCAGCCAUAAAGGACAAAACUGACAAACUGGCAUCAGUCAUGGAGAAAGCCAAGAUCCGUGUGCUUAAGCAAUAUGAUUAUGACAGCAGUACAGUGAGGAAGAAGAUUUUCCAGGAUGCCCUGGUGGACAUCACACUCCCUGCCAUCAGGAGGAACCUGGCACCCAGCUGCAAAACAGAGCUGCAGAACUAUGACCAGUACAUCUUUGCUGAUUACACUAACUUCAUUCAAGUGGAGAAUGUGUAUGAGGACAUACUGCUGAAAAUUCUGAACGAUGAAGUCAGCAAAGUGGUGAAGGAGGCUGCCAGUCUGAAGAAGAACAACCUAUUUGUAGACAGCACAGAGCUCCAGUGCAUCAGUCAGUGCAGCCUGAACGACAGCCGCACUCCACCUCGCUCCGCCCCCUCCAGCCCAGCCAGUGUACUCGUCUCUGCCGCUGUCACUCAAAGGGCAGAGCAGAAUUCCCCGUCCCCACUGGUGGGCAACAGCUGUCUGGAAAGUCAGCCAACGCAGGAUGGCCUGGUAGUUUUAGCAGAGGGGAGGCAAGAGUUUACGACAGAGUCAUCUCAGCCAACUGAUGCUGAAUCAACUACGCCAACUGACCCUUUGGCAAUGUCUCAAAGUGGCCCUGCUGCUCCUGAAGUUUCCUCAAUUAAACCCGAAAUGACUGCUCUCAAACCUGAUGCGUCUGUAAUGGAUUUCCCACAACCAGGAUGCCAGGCUUUGGUUGAUAAACCUGAAGUGGCGUCAUCCACAAAUGAAGCCACCUCACCUACUCACAAGGCCACCAUAACAGCAGUAGGUGAAGUCUCAUCUGAAGCUGGUUCUCAGAGUGAAGCCACCUCACCUACUCACGAGGCUGCCGUGACAGCAGUGGGUGAAGUUUCAUCUGAAGCUGGUUCUCAGAGUGAAGCCACCUCACCUACUCACGAGGCUGCCAUGACAGCAGUGGGUGAAGUUUCAUCUGAAGCUGGUUCUCAGAGUGAAGCCACCUCACCUACUCACGAGGCUGCCAUGACAGCAGUGGGUGAAGUUUCAUCUGAAGCUGGAACUCAGAGUGAAGCUGCUGCUUCAGUCGUAGUCAGUCUUCAAGCGUCACCUGAAAUUACUAUAACAGAGGACCCAGAGACACCCACUGAACACAGGCAUGCUACCGACCGAGCCAUCUAUCUCAUCCCCCCAGCAGGUGUGGAGGUAGGAAGUCCUGUUCCUCUCACAGAGGAAUGUGACUCUGAAGGGAAAACAGAGGCUCAACAUAUCAGCACUCCAGAAGAUGCAAUAACUAAUGCUCCAAGUCCUUCUUGCUCGGAGUUCUGUAAACCUGAGACUGUAUCUGGUAGCUCACCCCCUGAGGAGGCUUGCAUUGGUACAGCCCUGCCUAAUACUACAAAUGCUGCAGAGCCCUUGGAUUCACAGAUGAAAGAUGACAUAGCCACUCCAGUGCAGGCUGCUGCUUGUAGUUCAGCAGUACCCACUGAUGACAGUGCCGCCAGUGAGGCAUUGAUCCAGAGUGUGGAGAAUACCGGGACUGAGAAGAGCAUUGCUGUAGAGUUCACCCCUGGACUCCCCAUCCUCACUGAUCUUCCAGUAGGGGGCAGUGCUCCACCUGAGACGGUGCCCAUAGAGAGCGAAGGCACCCUGCACUGCUCAGGCUCUCCAGACCAAGAUACUUACACUGGAGACCCAGAAGCAGAGGAGCUCAUGGACAGUGUGAAGUCAAUCAGAGAUCUUGUGGUAGAAAUCAUUGAAGUGGAGGACAUGGUGAGUCCUUGCCCACAGUAGAGAAACGCUAUAGAGGCCUUUAUUAACUGUGUGAAUAUGACUCCAGAGAGAUAUAUUGGAACAAAUAAAAUUGUUUUUCACUUGCUACUAACACUGAUAAUAUAGACUGAAAAAACAUUUUCUUAUAAAUAUUGUAAUUGAAUGAUAUUUGUACACUGACAUUGUGCUAGCAAAACAAUAAUAUCAGAAUUAUAUGUAAUUUUGUCAUAUGUAUAAAAAUGAUCAAAUUAAGAUGGGAAUUAUAAAAUUCUUAACAUUUUUUAAAAACUUUUUUUUAAAGAUUUCCUUCAAAAACAACUAAUAAAGAAGUAAUCAACAAUUUGCUUAAAUUAGAAACAUAAUUUAGUUCUCCCUGCAUUUUCAUUGUGGUUAAAUAUAAAAAUUUUCCUCUUUUUCUACAACUUAUAAAACCAGUCUUUAUAUAAUUUUAAAUAUUUCCAUUUCUCCUGCAAAUGUAAAUGUAUUUCUUUUUUACCGCAUUCAUUUUUAGACCCCCCCCCCCAUCCCCCCACCCCUCCAUCCCUUCAUUAAGUUUAAUAUGUGAAUUGUUUUUAUGGUACAUCAAUGAGCUCAAUAAUAGUGACUGAGUGUAUAACUUUGAAGUACAGUGUCCAAUAUACAUUGGACCAACCAAUCAUCUGUUUCAUUCUAAGAAUAAACUGGCAUUUUGUACCCAC